Messenger RNA from Schistosoma curassoni, 3096 nucleotides. NCBI's taxonomy places the organism in Eukaryota, Metazoa, Platyhelminthes, Trematoda, Strigeidida, Schistosomatidae. The record is from the annotation of a GenBank genome assembly.
AUGUUAAUGAUUAGUUUAGUAUUAAGGUGUGACAUUCUCUUACGUUAUCUAGAAUUGUCCCUCUUGUUUGACCUAGCUCGUGAUCUAUUACGUGCUGUAACAGAAAGGGCACUUAUCAAUUCCGAGGGUAAACAGACUGAAUUUAGUUGGUUAAAAGCUGGCUCACAAACUCCAUCACAAUUAUGCUCUGGUGUAACAACUUAUCCAUGGCCAGGUUUAACUGAUAUGUCAAAUCCUAUUCCUGGCAUUGAUCUAAUAAAUUCAUUCAAUAAAUCUGUGAAAUCAUCUAAUUCUUAUCGAGCAAGAUCAAAAUCAAAUAAUUCUUUGCAUUAUCAUGAGAAAACUGUUAAUUCUGAUGAUAAAAAUGUAUGUAUAUAUCAUAGAAAUAACUUAUCUGAUAGACCACCGUUUAUACCUGCUGGUGGUCGACCAAGAUGCCGUAGUGCGGAUCCUGCACAUUAUCUAGAUCAUAGAACACAUCAUAAAUGUAAUGUAGACUUACAUAAGAAGUGUAAUCGUCAUUUACAUUGUUCUGAUUCUGGCCAGCCUUUAAGUGAACGAGCAGUAUGGAAACCACCUGGUGUGGCUAAAACUAAUCAAAAUGUAUAUUAUAGUCGACCAACUACUCCAUUAUCAAGUCAAACAAGUUUUACUGCAGGAAUACCGUGGAGAACUGCCGCAAGAGCAUCACGCUGUCGAGGCUAUCCAAAUUUUCACUGUCCAGGUAAAACAUGCCUUGAAUCACGUGCUCUACAUUUGGAUUAUAAUCUUGUCAAUAAACAAUCAUCAAAUGUUAAUAAUAUAAAUCAGAAUGUCAAUAAAUCUGUUAUUCUUCCAUGUGCAAAAACGUUGAAUAGGGUUAUCGCUGAUGAAUGUCAUUACCAACAUCAUCGUCAAUCACAAACACAACAGCGUCUUGGGCAUAACCGACAAAACCCAACAUAUCAAAAAUCAUGUUCAAUGAUCAAUUCCAGAAUAAGUUCCCCAGAAUUAUCAGGGAUGAAUUUUCAGCAUAAAUUAAAACAGCUUAUGACGAAAGUAUCACAACUUGAAAAAGAUUUACAAACUGAAAAACGAAAAUCUGAUCGGUUAUUGAAAAAUCGUCAGUUUGUUCAACAAGAGAAUGAAUCCAAGCAUCUAUUUCAAAUUGAUCAAGAUUCAAUCCAUCAAUUGAGAAACUUCAUUUGUCGUUUGACAAAUAUGAUUGAAACUCUUCAAAAUUCGAAGAAUAAAUCUAAUAUAUCCAAUGAUGAACUGAAUAUUUUACAAGAUACAUUUGAACAAUUAUGCUCUCUUAUUAGUCGUAUUACAGAAGAAGAAAAUAUUGACAAAAAACAUUCUUCUACUUAUUAUCAUGAAAUAAGUAGUAAUAAAAUGAAUAAAGAAGAAAAUAAAAUUGAGAAAAGUAUAAAACAUACUAAACAUAAAUCUAUUGUCCAUAAUCAUGAAAAAUCUAAUACUAAACAAAUAAAAGGGCAUAUUCAAUGGAAAACGAUUGCUAAAACACGUGCUGUACAAACAGAGAAUCCGCAGAAUUCAAUUAAAACUAACGAAAAGAUAAUUAGUGAUAAUAAAAAUAGUAUACAACAUAAAUAUGAAGUAUCCAAUCCACAUAUUGCAUGGAUUCCUUCUACAUGUACAAAUACAGCUACUCAUACCAGUAUCAAAAGUACUAUGUCGAAUUCAUAUAAUGACAAUGAUAAUAAUAAUAAUGUCAAUAAUAGCAAAGUAAUCCCUUUAAACUCAGAAGAUGAACAAGAACAAAGUCAAAUAACUAACAACACAUCUAUAACUAGUAACAAUAAUAAUAAUAAUAAUCUAAGGGUUACGAACUAUGAAAAUAUUAAUCACAAAAAUUCUAUGGAUGAUGACAACAGUAACGUUGAACAUCAAUAUUAUCGUUUAGAUAACAGUACCGCUGACCAUCAUCAUCAUCCGUCGACUAAUUCUACAGAACAACUAAUUGAUAAUUUAGACAUUUUUAAGAAAAGUUCACAAACAGACCAAAUGUUUGCUGAAUUGAAAGCAGCUACAAUAAUUGGUACAUAUUCAAAUGAUGAUGAUAAUAAUAAUAAUACGAAGAAUCGAUUACUUGAUAAUAAACAAAUGAAUGGGUGUAUACCAAAGGUGAAAAGUAUUGAAAUAGGUGAUACAAAUGAAAUAUCAAUGCUAAACGAUUCAAACAGUUCAACAUGUGUCUCCAACGUUUACAACAUUCAAAACACUAACUGUAAUAAGAAUUUAAACAUAAUUGAGAAUGAUGAAUUGGUUGGUAAACAAGUGGGCAAUACCAAUCAAACAACAACAACAACAAAGAAAUCACUAACUAAUCAGAAAUCUAAUGAAUUCAAUCAAUUGAACAUUGAAACGAAUCACUUGAACAAAUGUAGUUUGAAUAAGCCCAAUCAAUUUCUUCAUAAUGAAAACAUCUGCCUCAUUGAGAAUACAAUUUGUAAUGAUGAAAAAACUAUUCAGACAAACAAUAAUGGUAAUCACAACAUCAAUGCUACUAAUAAUAAUAAUAAUAAUAAUAAUAAUAAUAAUAAUAAUAAUAAUAAUAAUAAUAAUAAUAAUAAUAGUAUAAACGAUUCAGAGGACGAGUUAUUUGAUGAGUUGAUCAGGGGUAAUUUUGAUUCACCAAUCCCUAAUCCCACAGACUAUGAUUUAAACUCUGUAGAUUAUGAUGAAAUAGCUUAUGAUGAUCAGUUAUCAUCAACUAGUACAAGUCUAUUGUUGGACAAUUCAAAUCCAAUUUAUCAAUCAACAAAUAAUUCAUUGAUAUCAACUGAAAAUUGAUCAACAUUACUACCAUUAUUAUUAAUGAUAAUCGAGUAUCUUAUUGUGAUGAAUUCAUGUUUUGAUUCUUAUUUCAUUUUCAAUUGUUUACGUAUUGAUAAUUGAACACCUUCCGGUGAUUACAACAAUUUCACAUACAUACACACAUACAUCUUUUGUAAUUUUAAGAAAAUCAAUUGACUGUAGUACAUAUAUAAUACGUAUGUUGUGAGCACAAAUAUGUUGGUGUGCAUAACAUCCAUUCUUCCAACAUUUUUGUUUGUUAUACUUUUCAAAAUAAAUAAACCUCGUAAUAUCAUA